Messenger RNA from Capsella rubella, 2057 nucleotides. Its product is annotated as L-galactono-1,4-lactone dehydrogenase, mitochondrial. Lineage: Eukaryota; Viridiplantae; Streptophyta; Magnoliopsida; Brassicales; Brassicaceae. Gene Ontology annotation, cellular component: membrane. Gene Ontology annotation, molecular function: D-arabinono-1,4-lactone oxidase activity; galactonolactone dehydrogenase activity; FAD binding. The record is from RefSeq and is a predicted model, not a curated record. The transcript has 6 exons. Bases 34 to 1866 code for a protein of 610 amino acids.
GCUCAGGUUCAGAUCGCCUGAAGUUAAACAAAAAUGCUCUGGUCACUUGUUCUCCGACGCUCCGUCGGUCGUUCCCUCGGAACUCUAUCUCCGUCUUCAUCCACCAUCCGCCCUUCAUUUUCGCCUCUCCGUGCUCUCUGCACUUCCGGUCAAACAUUGACUCCUCCCCCGCCGCCGCCGCCACGUCCUCCGCCUCCGGUUUCGUCUACAGCCUCAGAAGCCGAAUUUCGUAAAUACGCCGGUUACGCAGCACUCGCUGUAUUCAGCGGAGUUGCUACCUAUUACUCGUUUCCGUUCCCUGAAAAUGCUAAGCACAAGAAGGCUCAAAUCUUCCGUUACGCUCCUUUGCCUGAAGAUCUUCACACUGUCUCCAAUUGGAGUGGCACUCAUGAGGUACAGACUAGGAACUUCAAUCAACCGGAGAAUAUUGCUGAUCUCGAAGCGCUGGUCAAGGAAUCUCAUGAGAAGAAGUUAAGGAUUCGACCCGUUGGAUCGGGUCUCUCACCAAAUGGGAUUGGCUUGUCUCGCUCCGGGAUGGUGAACUUGGCGCUCAUGGAUAAAGUUCUUGAGGUGGAUAAAGAGAAGAAGAGAGUUACGGUGCAGGCUGGGAUUAGGGUCCAGCAAUUGGUUGACGCUAUUAAAGACUAUGGUUUGACUCUUCAGAACUUUGCUUCCAUUAGAGAGCAGCAGAUUGGUGGCAUUAUUCAGGUUGGGGCACAUGGGACAGGCGCUAGAUUGCCACCUAUUGAUGAGCAGGUCAUCAGUUUGAAGCUGAUCACUCCUGCAAAGGGAACAAUUGAACUCUCAAUAGACAAAGAUCCAGAGCUCUUUCAUUUAGCUCGAUGUGGUCUUGGUGGACUUGGAGUUGUUGCUGAGGUCACCCUCCAGUGUGUUGAAAGACAUGAACUUGUGGAGCACACAUACGUCUCAAACUUGCAAGAAAUCAAGAAAAAUCACAAAAAAUUGCUCUCUGCCAAUAAGCAUGUUAAGUACCUAUAUAUUCCUUAUACCGACACAGUCGUGGUUGUAACAUGCAACCCUGUAUCAAAAUGGAGUGGGCCACCUAAGGGCAAACCAAAGUAUACUACAGAUGAGGCUGUACAGCAUGUCCGUGAUCUCUAUAGAGAGAGCAUUGUUAAAUAUAGGGUCCAGGACUCUAGUAAGAAGCUUCCUGACAGCAGUGAGCCAGACAUAAAUGAGCUUUCAUUUACCGAGCUGAGAGAUAAGUUACUUGCCCUCGAUCCUCUCAAUGAUGUUCAUGUUGCAAAAGUAAAUCAGGCCGAGGCGGAGUUUUGGAAAAAAUCAGAAGGAUAUAGAGUAGGGUGGAGUGAUGAAAUUCUGGGCUUUGACUGUGGUGGUCAACAGUGGGUAUCAGAAUCUUGUUUUCCUGCUGGAACCCUUGCCAACCCUAGCAUGAAAGACCUUGAAUACAUAGAGGAGCUGAAGAAACUAAUAGAAAAGGAAGCAAUACCAGCACCUGCUCCAAUAGAGCAGCGAUGGACUGCUCGAAGUAAGAGUCCCAUAAGUCCUGCAUUCAGCACUGGAGAGGAUGACAUUUUCUCAUGGGUUGGUAUUAUUAUGUACCUCCCAACAGCAGAUCCUCGCCAGAGGAAGGACAUCACAGAUGAGUUUUUCCACUAUAGACAUUUGACACAGAAACAAUUGUGGGAUCAGUAUUCUGCGUAUGAACAUUGGGCUAAAAUUGAGAUACCAAAGGAUAAAGAGGAACUUGAAGCCCUACAAGCAAGAUUGAGAAAACGUUUCCCAGUGGAUGCAUACAACAAAGCACGCAGGGAGCUGGACCCAAAUAGAAUCCUCUCCAACAACAUGGUGGAAAAGCUCUUCCCAGUCUCCAGCACUGCUUAAAACAUUUCCAUCAAUAGGUUAUAUCCUCUUUUUGGGAUCCUUCCUAUACAUCUUUUAUUGCAUCUAUUAAUGUUGUUAAGAAGAGGGUAAGGAAUGAGUGACGCCAAUAUAUUUGUCACAAAAACUGUACAUUUGAGUUUUACUACUCUUUUCACAGAUCCUAUGAAUAAAUGUUGUUCCUCACUUUCUCA